AUGGCGCGAACAGUAGUCGCUAAACCCACAAACUGCUCCAUAAAAUGCAUGGUGUUUUUCCUCUUUUUAAGCUUUGUCAGCUCACAAAACUGCACCGAUCCCUUGCUAAGUAAAUGCACAUGCACUGAAAAGGUUUUCUUGUGCAUAUCAGCUAAUUUGACGGAGUUUCCAACAGAUGUUCCGCACAAGGAUACGAUUAUUCAUAUACGCGUGACCAACAAUAGUAUACCAGUAAUUGACAUGGACAUCCUAUCUGGGUUCACACAGCUUCAAACAAUAUCUCUGGAAGACAAUGGGCUAACUCGCAUUGCAAACCAGAGCUUGCCUUCAAACCUUUCAAUAGUCAUUCUUAAUAAUAACCCAAUAAUCUGUGAUGACAGAUUAUUGUGGCUCACAAAUGUUCCUCAAGUUGUUGGGUCGUGUGACUCAGAAGUGCAAAUUGCAACAUUCUUAGAAACCUUAAAGCCCACUCCAACUGCAAUAGACGUUAACACUUCACAGCAAGCACCAGUAGUGACGGACAUAGUGACAGAACCCAUGACAUUCACCACGGUGGGGACCACACUGGCACCGGCGACAAAUAAAUUAUACGUACUUGCCAUCAUCAUACCGAUCAUUGUACUAGUCGUUAUCUGCACGGUGAUCGUCAUCUUCAGCAUUAGGAAGACCCACCAGCAGAAAGAGGCGUACAACUCCUCCAUCAGGUACUCAGUGGUGCGUAAAGACGCAGGGGCAGGUAACCGGGUCUACAGCGACGUCACCACAGAGUUAUAGUACCCGGAUGGGUACGUGGGCGUUCCUCAAAUGUUAUCGUUGAUAUCCCUCAUUGUGAGUAGAGGGGUUUAAUCAGUACCCAAUUAGGGGAGCUGGUUGGGAUUGUACCGUUACUAAAGGUUUCCUGAUGGGCGGUAAUAUCCAAAUUGGGUAAAAAUUGUCUUGAUUAAGGCCACAGUAAGUUAUGGGUUGUUAUUGUUACCUAAACGUUUCCUGAUGGGUAUUAAUAGUCAAACUGGGAGAAAUGGUACCCAUUAAGGCAUAUAUAUCUCCCCAUUGGGAUAUAAGUGUCACCAAAAGGUUUCCAGAUAGGUAUUUAUAUCCAAGUUGAGUUGUCAGACGAAAAGGGUGUGUCUGUUAAGCUUCCGUCUCUAAUGGAGCAUUCCUGUGAUAAGUU
Messenger RNA from Asterias rubens (European starfish), 1171 nucleotides. RefSeq lists its product as uncharacterized. The record is from RefSeq and is a predicted model, not a curated record. The transcript has 6 exons. The coding region runs from base 1 to 774 and encodes 257 amino acids. Gene Ontology annotation, cellular component: plasma membrane. Lineage: Eukaryota; Metazoa; Echinodermata; Asteroidea; Forcipulatida; Asteriidae.